Limulus polyphemus (Atlantic horseshoe crab) is the source of this 1275-nucleotide messenger RNA. RefSeq names its product cholecystokinin receptor-like. Gene Ontology annotation, cellular component: membrane. Lineage: Eukaryota; Metazoa; Arthropoda; Merostomata; Xiphosura; Limulidae. Gene Ontology annotation, biological process: neuropeptide signaling pathway. The record is from RefSeq and is a predicted model, not a curated record. Gene Ontology annotation, molecular function: gastrin receptor activity; neuropeptide receptor activity. Bases 1 to 1275 code for a protein of 424 amino acids. The transcript is spliced from 4 exons.
AUGAAUCCAGUUUUCCACUCGUUAACGACCAACUCAUCAAAAGUUGCGAACGAUAACGACACUCAAAAUGAUUCAAACAAACAUUCGUUUGUGGGCAUUGAAGAGAAAAUUUGUUUAAUUUUCCUUUACUGCAUCAUUUUUUUAUUGGCUAUUGUAGGAAACAUGCUGGUGAUUAUCACCCUUGCCAUCAAUAAGAGAAUGAGAACAGUGACCAAUGUCUUCCUGAUGAACCUGGCCAUCAGUGAUAUGCUUCUGGGAGUUUUCUGUAUGCCUUUUACCUUAGCUGGAGCAUUGCUCCGAGAAUUCGUUUUUGGAGAAGCCAUGUGCCGUAUGAUUCCUUACUUCCAAGCUGUUUCAGUUAGUGUUAGUGCUUGGACGUUGGUGGUUAUAUCAGUUGAGCGUUAUUAUGCUAUUUGUCACCCACUUAAGUCACGAGAAUGGCAGACGCUGUCCCACGCUAACAGGAUUAUUUUAAUAGUUUGGGCGGGUUCUCUGAUUUGUAUGUUGCCAGUGGCGAUUCUGAGCGAAUUACAACCUGUCCGACACAACAAAUAUAAAUGCAGAGAGAGCUGGCCCAGUAUCACUGCUGAACGUCUGUUUAAUAUAUUAUUAGACGUGCUCCUCCUAAUGGUGCCUCUGUGCAUUAUGGUGGUUACUUAUUCCCUCAUCACAGCCACGUUGUGGAGAGCCAUGCAACCCCAGAUUUCAGUCGAACAAGAUAACGAAGACCAAACUACAGUCGGAAGUACAAAUCCUUCAAGUCGAAAGGUUUUACGGAACAUCCUUGUCAGACUCAAUCCCAACUUUUCCUCCAGCUGCGUCCUGGCCACUGAACACAGGGUCACACGGGAGACGGACCUUAGGUCCGUGCAGACGGCCACUAAUCUAGACAGGUCACUCUCACAAAAGGAACGUGUCAUUAAAAUGUUGUUUGUGGUUGUCUUGGAAUUUUUUGUAUGUUGGUCACCAAUAUAUGCCCUUAAUACUAUUACCCUCUUUGAUCCUGUCGCCGUCUACCAGGAACUCGGAUACUAUGGCAUUUCUUUCUUUCAUCUACUGGCUUACACGUCAUCCUGUUGUAAUCCAAUCACUUACUGUUUCAUGAACUCUAAAUUCCGCGAAAACUUCAAAACUUUGUUUGGCUGCAAGAAAAAAAAAUGGGAAACACGUACAGACGGUAGUCUUUCUGUAACAUUCAAAUCUGCUUCCAAAUUUAGAGGACGAGAAAAUCGUCCCUUUAAACAUAAUGGAUGUGAAACUACCCAAUGUAUUUGA